Molecule: messenger RNA, 2819 nt
Organism: Xenopus tropicalis (tropical clawed frog)
Lineage: Eukaryota; Metazoa; Chordata; Amphibia; Anura; Pipidae
Gene: klhdc8b
Product: kelch domain containing 8B
Exons: 6
Coding region: 555-1634 (359 amino acids)
Cellular component (GO): midbody; cytoplasm
Source: RefSeq, a predicted model, not a curated record
AGAGACGGAUAAAAUGCUAUGUACGGAAGAGAAAGCAUUACAUGCACAAAUCUCUCAUCCCUUUCAACCUUCCAGGCAUCAGUGCUAAGGACUGGCUGGAUUAUUGGCAACCACUAAUGGGUCUGCGCUGGGACUAGCAACUCACACCAGUAAGAGCCAUCGUAUUCCCUACUGGAACUGGAAGUUCCCUCUCUCCAACUGAAACCAAAAGUCCCUGGAUGUAACUGCUGGAUUCACCCCAAGGCAAAGUCGGCGGCCAGAAGCAGAUGCCCAGCCACCUGUCCUACCUGCCAUCCUGGCUGAGUUGGAUUCAGAGCACGUAACUCAGAGAAAUGUACCUGUCACUGCUCGUUUGCGGCUUGUUCUAAACGAUGACUCUCGAGGAUCCGUAUAGUGACAGGAAAUAAAGUACAAUACUGCUAACACUGCAAGUGCCAUGUUGCUUUGAGGCCCAGUUAAUUGAAACAGAUGUUGAGGACUAUACUAAAGUCCUUGGGAACUACAGUUGGACAUAGAUGGGAGAUCUGCCCCUGGUUCCUCUCUACUGACAGACAAUGCCGGUUUCCAUCAUGGCCUCUGAUAGCGUCAUGUCCCUCUACUGGGAAGUCUUCCCUCCAAUGCCCACUUGCCGCGUCUACUGCACUCCAGCCUACCAAGAUGGGCACCUUUAUGUCAUGGGAGGCUGCAGCAAGACAGGCCUUCCCUUGGACGCAGUGGAAAUGUUGGAUGUGGUCUCACAAACCUGGACUGUGCUACCACCACUGCCCACUGCCCGGGCCGGAGCUGCCGCGGUUGCUCUCGGUAAGCAGCUCUUGGUAAUUGGUGGUAUGAACUCGGAGCAGUGCCCUUUGGCAACAGUAGAAAUUUACAACAGCGACGAAGGCAAAUGGGAAAAGAAAGAUUCACUCUGCCAGCCAUCUAUGGGAAUCAGUGCAAUCGAGAAUGAAGGGAAGAUUUAUGCACUCGGAGGAAUGGCUGCCGACACAUCCCCUCAGGCUUUGGUUAGAGUCUACGAGCCAGCAAAAGACAUAUGGCUGCAGCUCCCCUCCAUGCCUACGCCGCGCUAUGGGGCCUCCACCUUCUUGCGUGGGAACAAAAUCUAUGUCUUGGGAGGACGUCAGGGAAAACUUCCUGUAACGGCAUUUGAAGCCUUGGACCUGGAGAUGAAGAGCUGGACUCGAUAUCCCAGCAUCCCAAGCCGGCGUGCCUUUGCCAGCUGCACUAUGACUGACAACUGUUUUUUCAGCCUCGGUGGCCUGCAGCAGCCCGGACCCCACAAUUUCUACUCCCGACCUCAUUUUGUCAGCACGGUAGAGAUGUUCGACUCGGAGCAGAGUAUCUGGACUAAACCAGGUCGCUCUAUGAGAAUGAGAGAAAAGAGAGCUGACUUUGUAAGCGGUUACUUAGGAGGACGAGUGGUGGCAGCUGGAGGACUAGGAAACCAGCCAUCUCCUUUGAGUUCAGUUGAAGGCUACAACCCAGUAAAGAAAAGAUGGGAGACUUUGCCAUCCAUGCCAACAGGCCGCUGUUCAUGUUCAAGUCUUCAGUCGAACAAUAUACUUUUUGUGAUUGGAGGUGUGGCACAGGGACCCAGCAGUGCAGUGGAAGCUCUUUGUGUUUUAGAAGACGUCUGAAGGACAUUUCUACCAAUAUGAAGUGACAAAAAAAUGGCCCUGGCUGUAAGAUAAGUGCCUGAGCAUCUCUUGUUAAGCAGAGGGCCAGCCAAAAUGCUGGAGAAAGUCAAAACCUACAGGUGAACGGAUCAUUGGGCACACCAUGUGCUUAUGUUUAAGGGAUUAUUUCAGCAUUUAGUUGAACUGAAGGAAGGUUUUCAAAUAGGUAGUCACCUGGUCAAAGACAAUAGUAUGUAUGUACGAUGUGUACUUGGUUUCACUAUAUGGUCUAACCAACAAAGGUUGAAUGUUAUGGUUUCAUGUGCAGGAAGGUGGUGUAGUAUUUAUUCACCAAAAAUGUUCUAGCUGUUACGUUUCUGCUGUUCAAAAAGACAAUUCCCUCCAGUGAACAAUGUUUGCUACAUGUCCCACGUGCUGUAUGGUACAGUGUACCCUCCAGGUCCAGAUCAGAUAUUCAUUAGGAAAGAGGAAUUGCUACUAAGAGCACAUGAUGCAUCACAUGGCCUUGGGUAAAUAUAAAGGACAAUUUAUUACACUGUGUACUAACUGUUAGAUAUUUUUGUGCUUACAGCAGGAAGCAGGGAUGUUCCAAUGGCUGGCCUCCAGCUGUCUCAAUAUCUCAAUAUCUAUCAUCAUCAAACCUGCAGUUGGUUAAACUGCAACUCCCAAACCAAAGCCCUCCAUGCAAAGUAAGUUGUAGUUCAUCAGCAGCUGGAGGGCCACAAUAUGGCUAUCCUUACAAAUAAAUGGGAAAGGUGGGAAUAGUUCCGCUAUCAGUAGUGCCUCAUAUUAAAUAGUUCCAAGCUGUAUUUUGAGCCUUUCUCUUCAGCUCUGCCUUUAGAUAAAUCUGCCCCAGAGCAAGAUGUUUUUGGCAGUGUAGAACUGUGUUAUUCUCACUAUUUACUAAAACUCUAACAUUUCUCAUAUUUUUAUUUUUAAAAAUUCGACUAAACUCACUUCCACAAAUGUCUGAAAAAGUCUGCAUGGGAAAAAGUUGCAAGAAACUGUCUUCAAAACUCGAAUUUUUCGAAUUGCUGCACAAAAACCAGCAUCAAAAAUCCGAAACCUCUAAAGUUUCGAGGCAUAAGAAGGAUCUUUCAGGACUUUUACAUAAUCUUGGCAAGUUUUAGCUGGCAUAUUGUCAGAUUCGAAUUUAUAGACAUUUGGUUGCAUAGUGAUUCUUGA